CUAUUUUUUUAUAUUUGCCUUGCUCUCUGAAUAUUGUUUAUUCACAACACUCUUGUUAAGACGUUACUUUAAAAUCUUACCACCGAAGGUAAUUUAUUUGACGAUACUAAGCGAAACAUCCUGUAGUUAUUGAUACUACCUGUGCGUGUAGCGUCGGCAGGUAAAAAAGAUCACGGUAAAAUGUCGCGCAAGAACGAUCUCACAUUUUACCGCAAAUACAUCGUUGUACGUUAAAGUUCUACUCGAAUGGGAAGAAUGGCGUGAUGAAAGAAAAAAAGAAAGAGAACAAUGAUGUGAUUAGAUCAACAAAAGCGAUUCCCUUUUUCAUUUCAUUUACCUACGCUUUACUUUUUCUGUCCGCACGAUUUCUGCGCAUACUCCGGCCUACCUGGCCAAUUUGUACCUAUUCGUCCAUGUGCAGAAACACUCCCUAGUGUCGUCGAUUUAGUAUAGCGGAGCGCGCUUAACGCGAUGCUACUAUGCGGUGUAUUGCGUGCAGCAUUAUCCGCAUCUUUCGGCACCGUCGUGCAAAUCGCGAUUUUUCUACUGCAAAAUUCGAAUAUUUCGAGAGUGCUCGCGUCCAUGCCACCAGGAACCGAAGACGAGAUUAUCCUAAUCGAGCACUUGCCGGGGCGGCGAGUGCAUCUUCAGGAUUUCUUCUGGACCGGCCUGGAGGACGCGCCACCAUGGGUGGACCCAAGUCAGGGUUUAACCUACUACGAGACCAGAACGAUCGUUCACACUGUCACGGUCUACACGCCGACCGACGAGAAGGUUCCCGCGUCGCCUCAUCACCCGGAAGCCCACAAUCCGGAAUGCGUAAUGUGCAUAGAACCGACACCUAGGUUGGACGACGAUGAGGAUCAGAGCAUCGGGGUCCUGAUUGGGGAGGAUCCAGGUCCAAGGUACUGGCUGCUGACGGUUCUUCGGCCAGGUGAGGUCGUGCCACCCAAAGUCGAGCUUCGUUUGGCACGCCUGUAUAGAGCCGCGUUUUCCAGGCAGCAACAACGGCACCUCGGCUUGCUGUCGACCGAUCCGCGAUCCCGGAGAAACGCAUUGUCACGUGGCUACGCAAGCCGGAAGAGUGCACCAGGACAUUUCGGAGCUUCGUCCCAAGCAGGAGUCCGUCAAACAGAGACUCCAGCGAACGCAGGUGAAGCGCAACCGACCGAACUGACCGUCGGUGACUCUUCAUCUGAUACGGCAACCGAAGCGGGCGUUCCGAGCUUAGCUGGGGACAAAACGCAGCUUCCGAACGACAUACGGGUCAAGUCUAUGAAAAUGAUUGAGAUCCCCAGGCCGAAGAAGAUGCUGCUUCCGACGUUCGACACUAUGGACGAUUACGAGAAACCCACGAAGGAGGGCCUCGCCCUGAAGAAAAUCAUAAAGACUUUGAAGGAGGACACGCAAGCCUCGUCGUCGGAGAACGACGAGUUCACAAGCAUUGAGCCCGAGAUUGGUACGAGCUCUGGCGAGUUAUUUCCGCGAGAGUUCACGCCAGCACCGUAUGCCAAAUCGAACGUCGACGUUGUUGCCUCGGAGAACCGCUCGACGACGAGCUUGAGCGAGAACGAGAGCGCGAGCGCAGCCGUGCGCUCGAAGAUGCGCCUGGUGGAUGGCUCGGUUCCGGGGAUCGUGAAGGUGCGGAUGCAAAACACGAGCGUCAUCGAAGGCGGUGCGACGAGACUGAUCUACUCGGUCCACCUGGACGGCAAGCCCGUCCCGGCGGAAACGGCCGCGAGGGACAUGGCGCUUCUCUCACCUCAAGAGGUCGCUCUGGAACUUGGCGCGCCGGUGAUUAUUCAGAGCGAGCCUUACUUGAAGGAGAGUCGACCCCUGGCGCUGUCGCGGAAGAGAGACGCCUGGUUGCUGAUAGGCGCAGCCAGCGCGGGUGUCGUUUUGUUAAUCGUGGUUCUCACCAGCUUGAUCCUGGCCGCCAAGAAGAAAAGAGCGCACAGUGCCGUCGUCGGGCCGCCGAACAAAAGUAUACUCAAGAAAGAUCGCGAAUAUGCGGCCGCGACUCCCGGUCUCGAUAACGCCGCGUUCUCAACGUCGGAAACGGAGGUCAAGACCGACGGUACCAGUCAGCGGCAAACCCCACGAACUUUGUCCAGAACUCCGAUCACGCCCGACACACCCGACAGUCUGGAGUUGGGCAUUCACGAAGUUUCCAGCGACAACGACGACGAGCCGAAGAAGGCUCGCGGCUCGGUACCUUGGGGCGUUCAGGAACAUCCAAGUAAGAAGGCAAGGCUGUCGCACGGCAGGAUGACGAGAACAAACGCGGUCGACCAGCCCGGAACACCCGACUCGUUGGACACGAUGGACGAUCACAUGGAAACAUUGGAGUCCUUGGAGAACGGCUAUGUCAGGCGGGAGGACUCCACCGCUUCUCCACGGUCUUAUCUGUCAAUGCCGUCGUGCAAGCAGUUCCCCAGCAUGAGAAGCGUCGAGCCACUGUCGAGGGUGCUGGAACCCGUCAUGGUCAGGCACCUGGACAUUGAUUCUCCAGAGCUGGUGCGUCACGACCGAAGCGACAAUAUCGACGACACGUUCCUCGCGAGGACGUCGAGCGCCUCGAGAGAUCCCGGAACCGUAGGGCCGAUCGUCUGGAACCUCAGCAAACGAUCGUUCUCCGCGGAAGGUAACGGUACGUCCGAAACGGAUGUCGAUGGAGUGUACAAUCUACCAGCGGGACCCGUGGGUCGCGCCAGGAGAAGACUCCAUGAGCUCCUCGAGGAUUCCUUCAGCCUCUUCGGCAGCAGAGACGCCAAGAUUAAAGAGCCGCAGUCGCAAACGACGCAGCCACCGCCGAAUGCGGUCUCGCGAACGGCGGACACACUCGCGAUACUCUCGGAGACCAGAGGCAAAUCCGCAAACGUCAGUCCAGUAGCAACACCCACGAUGGAAAUGAAAACACGACCACGUACAUCAUUACCACGCAGAGGUCUCGACGAGGACAUCCCGGAAACAGGUCAGACCGGGCCGCUUCAUCCUCGCGGUGCCUGGGGCUCGAGGCCACUUAGCGCAGGACCGUUCCAUCGGCCGAACUUGCCGGAAGUGGACAGCAGACGCAUAUUAGCGGAAAGUAGACUUCUACCGGAAGAUCCCGCGGUACCUUUAAUCGCGUCCAUCAAGAAGGAACUGGAGAAGUUCUCGCCUCUGUAGGAGGACACACAGCUGCAACAGGAGUGCAUCAGCCUGAGUCCGCCGUCCGCAGAGUCAUGUCACUCUUUAUAAAUUGAAGAGGACAGCGUGUAAAUAACUUAGAUUAACCUUUUCCACAAGAUUUUGUAUCUCGACGUUGAAGAAUUUCCCUUCUGUGUGAAUUAGAAUACAGCAAGCUCUGAAAUAUUUCGCACAUAAAUACCUCGUAGAAGCACAAACGUAUCUCGCAGAAGAAGACGAAAGUGAAUUAUGUACCGUAGCCUGUCUUGUCUUGUCUUGUUACAAAUCGAAAUUGUGCCACCGAACUGUUGACUUGUUAAUCAGCUGUAACUGUACAUAUUAUUGGGCAAGUAUACACUGGCGAAACUUGAUACGCCCGAUUGAGAUACUUCAGGUAGGAAGCUCGACUGAUUAAAUAACGAAAAAAUAAAGAAGAAAACACGAUGAGUACUUGUGACUGAUCCGUCCAAUGUGGAAAUGUAUCU
Harpegnathos saltator (Jerdon's jumping ant) is the source of this 3653-nucleotide messenger RNA. RefSeq lists its product as uncharacterized. The record is from RefSeq and is a predicted model, not a curated record. Lineage: Eukaryota; Metazoa; Arthropoda; Insecta; Hymenoptera; Formicidae. The transcript is spliced from 10 exons. Bases 472 to 3168 code for a protein of 898 amino acids.